ACGUCGACACUCGGAUCGAUCAGCGAGCCCCGAAGACAACAGAAAGCAGACAAGCGGUGAAAGGUAGGCGGCCUGUCUGAUAGGCGACGACUCCGCUUGCCUACUUCACAUAUUUCACACACUUGACUCUCCACACACUUGAGCCAUGGUGAAAAUCACUUUCCAGUCUGUGGCGGGACACAAAGAAGACAAAGAGAACGAUGGCGAUAAGAGCGAAAUCCUCAUUCCUCAUUCGAUGGAGGAAGAGGAGCUGGUCCUUCCAUUGCGGCCCAAUAAGUCACCUCUUAACGGGCUCUGCUGCCUGACGUUCGGCCUGGUUGUCUUCAUGGCUGGUCUGGUCCUUGCCUCCAUCUAUAUGUACCGCUUCUACUUCAUACCUCAUGCCCCCGAGGAGAACUUGUUCCAUUGCAAGGUGGUUUAUGAGGACUCCGUGUACGCACCGCUGCGUGGGCGUCAAGAACUGGCAGAGAACGUCGGCAUCUACUUGGCAGACAACUAUGAAAAGAUCAGUGUGCCUGUGCCUCACUUUGGAGGCAGCGAUCCUGCUGAUAUUAUCCACGAUUUCCACAGAGGAUUGACUGCCUACCAUGACAUCGCUCUGGACAAGUGCUAUGUCAUUGAGCUCAACACCACCAUCGUGAUGCCCCCACGCAAUCUUUGGGAGUUGCUCAUUAAUGUCAAGAAAGGAACAUACUUGCCUCAGACCUACAUCAUCCAUGAAGAGAUGGUGGUGACUGGCAAAGUCCACAACAUGCGUCAACUGGGACCCUUCAUCUACCGUCUGUGCAAUGGGAAGGACACCUACCGCCUCAACCGCCGUGUCUCCCACAGACGCAUAAACAAGCGAGAGGCGAAGGACUGCCACCGCAUUCGUCACUUUGAGAAUACGUUCGUGGUGGAGACGGUCAUCUGUGAUGAAGCGUGAGCAGGACAGGCACCCCAAGGCACAUCCCAGUCACCUCCCCAGGUACCGUAGCCUGUGGAUCUGAUCAUAUCGCACUUUAAUCGCUCACAUCACGCCCCGUCUCACCUCGUGUGACACCCUCACCCCUUUUUUUGCCCCACCCGUAAAUAUUUAUCCCGACUUGUGAUGCAAUAACGAGCUGCUGGAAAUCUCACUUGAUUUUCGAUGUAGCAAAGUCCAACGCUGUGCUUAAAGACCUUUGGAGAGUUCAAUGACGGUUACUGUCGUUAGGGGAGAUGACUGUCUCCAUGUGUCGUCAAGGUGACCUGUUGUUUUCUUUUCUUUUUUUUACUUGUGUGCUGUUUAGUAACACAGCUAGCUGCACCAAGCAUGACGUUAUUUUCAAGGCAAACAUCUUCUCGCUUCUUUAGCUGUGUCUUGUAAAAAACAAAAACAUUUUUUAGGUAGUGCUCAUCACAUGGCAUUAAACUGCCUCACAAUUGAGGAGCUCAAGAGCCAUAAUUAGUGGUAAUGCUCACGUGUCACAGAUUACUUUGUAAUAUCAAUGUGUGUUAAUAUAUUUAGUAUAUCUCUUCUUCCCUUGCAUGUGUUUUAGCUAUUUGGUUAACGUUAAAUAAAGCCUUAGUUCAGACUCUGGACUAAUGUUAUUACUGAUGCAACAGGCGGGAGGAUAUUAUUUCAUGUUAGUUAAACAACUGUAUCGAUUAUUGUCUGUUUAUGGAAUCUUGUCCGUGAAAUAAAGUUGUCAAAAUGU
Molecule: messenger RNA, 1679 nt
Organism: Entelurus aequoreus (snake pipefish)
Lineage: Eukaryota; Metazoa; Chordata; Actinopteri; Syngnathiformes; Syngnathidae
Product: integral membrane protein 2C-like
Exons: 6
Coding region: 146-925 (259 amino acids)
Biological process (GO): negative regulation of amyloid precursor protein biosynthetic process
Cellular component (GO): extracellular exosome; Golgi apparatus; plasma membrane
Molecular function (GO): amyloid-beta binding
Source: RefSeq, a predicted model, not a curated record